Messenger RNA from Nanorana parkeri, 2522 nucleotides. It is a transcript of the gene ANAPC4, whose product is annotated as anaphase promoting complex subunit 4. Gene Ontology annotation, biological process: positive regulation of mitotic metaphase/anaphase transition; protein K11-linked ubiquitination; anaphase-promoting complex-dependent catabolic process. The transcript is spliced from 29 exons. Gene Ontology annotation, molecular function: protein binding. The record is from RefSeq and is a predicted model, not a curated record. NCBI's taxonomy places the organism in Eukaryota, Metazoa, Chordata, Amphibia, Anura, Dicroglossidae. Bases 86 to 2458 code for a protein of 790 amino acids. Gene Ontology annotation, cellular component: nuclear periphery; anaphase-promoting complex.
UUGUCUUGCCGGUGGUCGUGGUUUAUGUGUCGGGCGCAGUUUACGCUUUGAAAGGCUAACUGUAUGAGGUACCUCAAAGACAACAAUGCGGUCGUUUCGUCAGGUUGGGGAGAAGCAGUUGCCCCAUGAGAUCAUAUUUAUGUCAUGGUCACCCAGAAGGGACCUAAUUGCACUUGUUAACAAAACUGGAGAGGUGUUGCUCCAUCGCCUGGCAAAUAUUCAGAGGGUGUGGAAUUUACCCCCAAAUGAGAAUACAGGGAAAGAGGUGUCAUGCCUGGCAUGGAGACCUGAUGGCAAAAUUUUGGCUUUUGGCCUGGCUGAUACCAGACGUGUGGUACUCUGUGAUGUGGAAAAGCCUGAGAGUCUACAUUCCUUUUCUGUAGAAACAACAGUAUCCUGCAUGCACUGGAUGGAAGUAACAGAGGAAAGUAGUGUCUUGACAACGUUUUAUAAGGCAGAAAAUGAAUCUAACAUUCUACCGAAGUUACCAGCACUGCCAAAGAAUUUCAAUGCCACUGCAAAGAUCUUUAGUGAAGAAAAAUCUGAUGAAAUACUGAAGCUUUUGGGAGAUGUUAAGCUCAACGCUUUAGUCCUUGGAGGGGACUCUGGGCAAAUUGAAAUCUAUGCCUAUGGAAUGUACAAGAUUGCUACGAUUACAGAGGUGUUCGGCUCUUGCCUCGGCUUGUGCUUGUCAAGUGACUUAAAAUCCCUUGCUGUUGUUACUGAGCUUUCAACAAACACUACUCCUGAGAUCACAUAUUUCCAGCUGGAUACUAGCUUGCUUUCCACCUAUUUACCUGAGGUUACUCAAAUGGCACGAAAGUUUACACACAUUUCAACUCUUCGUCAGUAUUUAAAGUUGUCUCUGACUUGUAUGUGUGAAGCCUGGGAAGAAAUUUUGAUGCAGAUGGAUUCUCGACUGACAAAGUUUGUUCAAGAAAAGAAUACCACCACCUCUGUGCAGGAUGAGUUCAUGCAACUUCUUCUUUGGGGUAAAGCCAGUCCAGAGCUCCAAGGAUUGCUGAUGAAUCAGCUGACUAUUAAAGGCCUAAAGAAGCUUGGCCAGUCUGUAGAAUCUUCAUACUCCACCAUUCAGAAACUUGUAAUAAGUCAUUUACAAAGUGGAGCUGAAGUUUUGCUCUAUCAUCUAAGUGAACUGAAAGGGAUGGCCUUGUGGAAACAGAAGUAUGAAUCUCUUGGCUUGGAAGCCAAAGCAAUAGAAGAUGCGAUAACUUCUGUGGGGUCAUUCAUUCUUAAAGCGAAUGAGCUUUUACAAGUUAUAGACAGUGGCAUGAAAAACUUUAAGGCGUUCUUCCGAUGGCUUUAUGUAGCUAUGUUACGGAUGUCAGAAGAUCACGUUCUCCCAGAGCUGAAUAAGAUGACACAAAAAGACAUCACUUUUGUGGCUGACUUUCUGACGGAACAUUUUAAUGAAGCACCAGAACUUUAUGACCAGAAAGGCAAAUACUUCAAUGUGGAAAGGGUUGGACAGUAUUUAAAAGAUGAAGAUGACGACUUGCUAUCUCCACCCAGUACGGAGGGGAAUCAGUGGUUCAGUUUUCUGCAGAACAGUGCGCCCCUGAAAGAAAGCCCACUACUGUUUCCUUCCUAUAUAGAAAAGUCACUUCAUUUUGUGAAGCGGCAGAUGGAGGCUGUUAUCGAUAACUGUUUGGCAAAACCAGCGGACGUUAUAGGGAAAUCUGUUCAACAAAAACUGUGUAUUUCACUUUAUCAUGCAUCCAAAAGUGAAGAAUCUUGUCCACGAUUGAUCUCCCUGCCAUUCCUCUGGAAUGACAAAUCCCAGAAUCUACAUUAUAUGAUGUUUCGUAUGUUGGAAAGCUCCGAAUCAAAGAUGUUCAUUUUCAGACAACCAACAGAUACAACAAGAGCUACAAAUGAUUUUCUGGCAGUUGAGUUUGGACACUCGCUAAAUAGAAGCACAGAUGAGAAUUCCGAAAAAAGUCACUACAGCUGUCUGGAUGCACGUUUCUUCGAAGAUGAUGUUAUAACUGUAAUAAUUAAAGAUAACAUGGGAACUGAGGGAAAAGACAGGGUAUUGGCUCAGAUCCCUUUGUCUUCUGUAUUCUCUAAUGAAGAGACAGACUACCAGUUCAGCAGGGACAAAAGUAAGAGGCUGGAAGAGCAGCAUGCUGACAUACCUACCCACACCUUCUUUCUGGAGGGCCAGUGGAGAUUACUGGAAAACAUGAAAGCUCAGUAUGUGUCUGUGAAUGGGAUACGCAAGGUGGCUUGUGUGCUAAGUUCCAACCUGCGCCAUGUCCGAGUUUUUGAGAUGGAUGUGGAAGAUGACGGAGAAGCUGAAGAAGAGGAUGUGGAGGAGCAGUCUCAUGCUCAGGAUAUUACUGAGGAAGAGGGAGAGUUGACUCAUUCCACCUAUGAGAUGAAAGAUGCUUCUCCACAAGUUGCAGAUGUAACAGAGGAAAGCUUGGAGUCUUAAGUUCCUUUCAAAAUGCUAAAUGUAAUUUUGAUGUUUUUAUAGUAUCGACUCUGAGAGCCAGAAA